This is a messenger RNA of Pelodiscus sinensis (Chinese soft-shelled turtle), 2686 nucleotides long. The record is from RefSeq and is a predicted model, not a curated record. Lineage: Eukaryota; Metazoa; Chordata; Testudines; Trionychidae.
ACUUGUCUCCAAAAAUGAAAUUUCUCCCAUUGGAACAAACGCCACAUUGCCUGAAUCCCUUUAAUCUUAGAAAAUCUAAACCCAUAUGAACGCCUAAGGUACUUUUACACACAUCUAAGAAAUGCAGCUGAAUGGAACUGCAGGGGCCACAGACACAAGAACUUGAACCACGUUUAUGGAAAGUUAACUCUGUUUGUCACUGGUCUCUUUUCCUUAUUAAUAAAGAAGAGUAUUUCAUCAGGAGCGUGGGAUGUAUUAACUCCAACUUGUUAAUAUACUAACUUGGAAUAGUGUACUGAAAACAAUUCUACGUACCGAGGCACUUGUCCUGCCUAUAGAACACUUUUCUGAUAAUGCAACUCAAUGGAAGAAAGUAAUGUUUUGAUAAGGAUGCGUGAAGAUCAUUCCUUUCAUGUUCGCUACAGAAUGGAAGCUUCCUGUCUGGAACUGGCCUUGGAAGGCGAGCGGCUUUGUAAAGCAGGAGAUUGUCGAGCUGGCGUAUCUUUCUUUGAAGCUGCAGUUCAGGUUGGAACAGAAGAUCUCAAAACUCUAAGUGCUAUUUACAGUCAGCUAGGCAAUGCUUAUUUCUACCUGCAUGAAUAUGCAAAAGCCCUGGAAUACCAUCACCAUGAUUUAACCCUUGCAAGAACCAUUGGAGACCACGUAGGUGAAGCUAAAGCUAGUGGCAAUUUGGGAAAUACCUUAAAGGUGCUUGGGAAUUUUGAUGAUGCUAUUGUUUGUUGUCAAAGGCACCUAGAUAUUUCCAGAGAGCUUAAUGACAAGGUUGGAGAAGCAAGAGCACUUUAUAAUCUUGGAAAUGUGUAUCACUCCAAAGGAAAAAAUGUAGCCUGUGCUGGGACUCACGAUCCAGGGGAGCUUCCAGAUGAAGUGAAGGCUGCAUUACAAAAAGCUGCCGAUUAUUAUGAGGAAAACUUGACAAUAGUGACAGAGCUGGGUGAUAGAGCAGCCCAGGGACGCGCAUAUGGAAAUCUGGGGAAUACACAUUACCUUCUGGGCAACUUCAGGAGUGCGGUUAUAGCCCAUGAACAGCGUCUCCUAAUUGCAAAAGAAUUUGGUGAUAGAGCUGCUGAAAGAAGAGCAUACAGCAAUCUUGGAAAUGCGUACAUAUUCCUGAGUGAAUUUGAAACAGCUUCUGAAUACUACAAGAAGACACUACAACUGGCUCGACAGCUUAAAGACAGAGCUGUGGAAGCACAGGCUUGUUACAGUCUUGGAAAUACAUACACUUUGCUCCAAGACUAUGAGAAAGCAAUUGACUUUCAUCUAAGGCACCUUACCAUUGCUCAGGAACUGAAUGAUAGAAUUGGUGAAGGAAGAGCAUGCUGGAGUUUAGGAAAUGCAUACACAGCAUUAGGAAAUCAUGACCAAGCUAUGCACUUUGCAGAAAAGCACUUAGAAAUUUCAAGAGAGGUAGGAGAUAGAAGUGGAGAAUUAACCGCUAGACUUAACUUAUCAGAUCUUCAAAUGGUGCUUGGUCUAAGCUACAGCAUAAACAACUCCAUGAUAUCAGAAAUCCAUGCUGUAGAUAACAGUUUGGAUGGUGCAAGACCCCGGGUAGGACGCCGUCACAGUAUGGAAAACAUGGAACUUAUGAAAUUAACACCUGAAAAGAUUCAGAACUGGAACAGUGACAUUCUUGCUAAACAAAAACCGAUGGUUGCCAAACCUUCAGCAAAGCUACACUUUGUGAAUCGACUAAAAGGCAAAAAGUACAAAAAUGGCACAUCCUCCAAAGUUCUGCAGGAUGCUAGUAAUUCCAUUGAUCAUCGACUUCCAGGCUCUCAGAGGAAAAAUAGUCCUGAUAUGACUGGAGAUGAAGGGUUCUUUGACUUGCUGAGUCGGUUUCAGAGCAACAGGAUGGAUGAUCAGAGAUGCUACUUCCAGGAGAAGAGCAGAAUGACAGCUGCAGCAGCAUCAUCUACCCCACCUAAGACAAUGAGAAAAUCCUUUUCUACUUCCAUGGUCUCACCACACACUGAUGAAUUUUUAGAUCUACUUGCAAGCUCACAGAGCCGCCGCUUAGAUGAUCAACGAGCCAGCUUUAGCAAUUUACCUGGGCUUCGUCUUAAUCAGCACAACAGUCAGGCAGUCCUUGGCCACCUAAUGGCUAGCAACAACAGAGAGUCAGAUGAUGACUUCUUUGAUAUCUUAAUAAAAUGUCAAGGUUCCAGGUUGGAUGAUCAAAGGUGUGCUCCACCAUCAACUGCCUCAAAAGGACCAACUGUACCUGAUGAAGAGUUUUUCAGCCUUAUUUUGAGAUCACAGGCCAAGAGAAUGGAUGAACAGAGAGUCCCUUUACCCUCCCGUAUAAACAGACCAAAUCCUAACAAAGACUGUUAGAAGGAGAAGCCUUGUUGCAUUUGUACUGUAAUGUAAUAAAGAAUCUCUGUUCUUUUUCUGCAGGGAAAACUAUAAUAUGCCUUUAAAGGAAAAGGGGUGGUUGCAGCACCAAUGACAGUUGGAUAUGCAGUUGAAAAUAUGUGUAAAUAGCUUAUCGUUUUAAAAAUAAUGCUAAGACAGUGACUGUGCUACCCUCCUGUGAUUGUUCUGCAAAAGGUGCAGUUGCUAGAACUACUACAGAUUAACUCUGUGUCAGAGCUAAAUGCAUCAGAGUACCAUCUUAACUGUCUAAAGUGGAUAACAUUGUAAUCAGUAAAAAGUAGAA